CCCUGUGGACCACAUUGCCCAGCGUGCCUCGCGCGACGCCCUGCUUGCCGUUCCUUCAGGGUCCGCGCAGGGCAUGCCGGGAGCGGUAGUCCUUCGUCCUAGAGCGGCUCUUGCAGGGCUCCCCAGGAAGGACGAGGACUCGUCGAAUGGAGAAGAAGCCUCCUCUGCCGCCAUGGUUCACGCCUUCAUCGUCCACACCUUGCGCAGCUGGGGCCGUUCUGGGGACGAAGCCCCGCCUUGCAGAGUUCUCUAUUCCAGGGUCUUCAGCCCUGAAAGGCCCGAAGGCGGCGGAGGCCGAGACCCCGAGAAGGAGCGACUGGCCCAGAAGGAGAGGAUCUUGGCCGUAGCCAGGCAGGUGGAUUCCGUGUGCAAGCUGCACCUGCAGGCCGCGGGGAGGCCCACCUGGGAGCCGCUGGCCCCGGCCCCUGAGGACCCCUCCCCGCUGCAGGACGCCCCGUCGGGGGCCUUCCGCCUGCCCCCCGGCGACCCCUUCCCUGUGGCGGAGGGGGAGCGGGCGGUGCUGUGGCUGGGGGUGCACUCCGUGGCCUUUGCCCUGGUCUGCGGCCCCCAAGAGAACCCGCUCCUGGCCGAGUGCGCCCUCCGCAGCGUGGCCCGCUCCCUCCUGGACCACCUCCACCUCCUGGGCUCCGGGAGCGAGGUGCUGCUCAAGGCCGACCGGACCGAGGCCGUCCUCGCCCGCUUCCUGCCCCACGGGCAGCUGCUCUUCCUCAACGACCAGUUUGUGGCCGGCAUCGAGAGGGAGGUGGCCGCCGCUCUCGGGAAGUGAGAGAAAGGGUGAAUGUGGGCCCCUCAGUGGGCUCUUGGACUGAAACCCGAGCGGACUCACGACUGUGGACAGGAUCCCUGUCAAGAUGGGUCCCAGUCAAGGUGCACCUUGACGUUUUCCUUUUUAUUGAGGGAGACUUCACUUCUGCUUUUCUACACCUCAGCUCCCAGAAUCCCCAAACCUGCCUGCUCCAGGAAAAGUAACUUUUCCAAGCUCUCUAAAUCUGGGGUAGGAGUCACGGAUUGCACCCCUUGCCUUCGUCUUUGGUCUCACCGCUUGCAGGGCCUGGCAUUCUGUACACUCCCUGCAAGGAAACAACUUACCUCUCAGUAAAGCAAUGUUGUUGUUGUUGUU
Messenger RNA from Anolis carolinensis (green anole), 1141 nucleotides. RefSeq names its product adaptor related protein complex 5 subunit sigma 1 (gene ap5s1). The record is from RefSeq and is a predicted model, not a curated record. Gene Ontology annotation, cellular component: late endosome; cytosol; lysosome. Gene Ontology annotation, biological process: double-strand break repair via homologous recombination; endosomal transport. Lineage: Eukaryota; Metazoa; Chordata; Lepidosauria; Squamata; Anolidae. The transcript is spliced from 3 exons. The coding region runs from base 74 to 787 and encodes 237 amino acids.